UUCACUUAAAAAGUGGUUGAAGUUCUUCAGAAAUUGUGAGGAAAAACUUUCAGAAAUCUAAAAAUUUUCUCGGUUUUUCCAACCUUCUGAGUCACUUUUCUUGUCUGAGGAUUAAAUCUGGCAUCUGCUGAGAGUCUCCUGGAGGUUUCAACGGAGGAACCACUGAGGAUCCACCGACCCUCUCUGCUGGCUGAGGUGCACCCAGACCACUCCCCCUGUGCGUCUUUGCGCGCCUCUAUUGGCUGCCGGGGCUGCAGCGCUGCCUGGACGCGUCUCCUGUCAACACUUUAAACUAUUAAAAGUCUCCAAACUGCUCCAUCCUGCCGCACACUUGUUGCUGCCGCCACUCGCUGCGCUCCGGAGGACACCUGAGAACCGCUUCAGCUUCUCCUGCGGGACUUGUGCGGGGAGUGAUGAACUCCAUCGACCCUCAGUCCCAUCACCAGCAGCACCAGCACCAGCACCACCACACCUCCCCGACCGUCGGUUCGCUCCCACCCAAAGGCGCCCAGGAGGCCCCGGACAUGGCCGCCGUCUACUGCGACAACUUCGGCAGCAUGUACCACCAGCAGAGCUUCCAGGGCGCGCAGAGACCCGCCGGCUACGGCCUCGGCGAUUACGCGUCGUCUCCAAACCCGUACCUGUGGCUCAACGGCCCGGGCGUCAACUCCUCCGCGUCCUACCUGCACGGGAACAACCCGGCGUCCUUCAUCCCGCCCUCCUACGGCUCCCAGCGGCAGUUCCUGGCCAACUCACCUGGCUUCGGAGGGCCGGACUUGGGCUGGCUGUCCAUCGCCAGCCAGGAGGAGCUGCUGAAGCUGGUGCGUCCUCCCUACUCGUACUCGGCGCUCAUCGCCAUGGCCAUCCAGAACGCGCACGAGAAGAAGCUGACCCUGAGUCAGAUCUACCAGUACGUGGCGGACAACUUCCCCUUUUACAAGAAGAGCAAAGCCGGCUGGCAGAACUCCAUCCGGCACAACUUGUCCCUGAACGACUGCUUCAAGAAGGUGCCGAGGGACGAGGACGACCCAGGUAAAGGAAACUACUGGACGUUGGACCCAAACUGUGAGAAGAUGUUCGACAAUGGGAAUUUCCGCCGGAAAAGAAAAAGACGCUCCGAUCCGAGCAGCGCCGGAGGAGCAGCGGCGGCGUCAGGAGCCACUAAGGUGGAGGACGGGCGGCCCCCGGGGGCACUGAAGCCGUCCGACAGCCCCCAGCUGAUGGGCCCCUCCUCCCCGGACAUGGAGGCCCUGACCGACAACCACAAAAGCUCGUCGUCGCCGCCCGGACUGGCUUCUUCGGCUCCGUGUUUUAACAACUUUUACAGCAACAUGUCGUCGCUGGGCUCGGGGGCCCCCGGCCGGCAGGGGUCCCUCGGCCUGGUGAACGAGCUGUCGAACAGGAACAUAACGGCCCUGAGCCCCUACCACCCCGGCCACGGCGGCGGCGGCCAGGACUCGGGGCCGACGGAGCACGGCGACGGCCUGCAUUUCAACCGUGGAGUCUACUACAACACGUUCGGAGGCGGCCAGAGCGGACAGUUCAACAGCCACUUCUACAACAGCUUCAGCGUCAACAGCCUCAUCUACCCGAGGGAAGGGACCGAGCUAUAGGGGCCCGCCGGCUCCACGGACUCGUUUUUGCUCUGUGAAAACAAAACAUUCAUGAUUUUAUUGCUCCUUAACCCACCAAGAAACCAGAGAGACUAGAACACGUCGAACAUUUUCCACAAUUUGCAUUCUAGUUGGGGGGGAAAAAACACCCAGAAAAUCCUAAAGAUAAACUCUUAGCUUUUAUUUUUUUAACUGUAUCCUUCUUUCAGAGGUAAAAGUGCAUCAGCGCCUUGUAUUUGAGCUCUUUUCCACUCUGUCAUGUGUAAAAUCUAAAUAUGCAUUUAGGAUUUUUGCGGGUUUUGCAAACAUAAUACCAGUAACAAACUAUAGAUGCUUUUAUUGCAGCAGAGAGGUUAGAAACUCUUCCUUCACUCACCAACAAACCAGAAAGGAUGGAAAACAUCGUAUAUUUUGCACAAUUUGAGUGCAAAUUGUGCAAAUAAAACACUCAGAAAAUCAUAAAAAUAUAAGCUCUUAUGCUGUUUUUAGCUAUGUCCUUCUUUCAGUAGUAAAAGUGCAUAACAGGUCUUAUAUUUUAACUGCUUUGUCACGUGUAAAAUCUAAAUAUGCAUUUUGGAUUUGCCAAAUACAUGCUUUUAUUGCAGCAGAGAGGUCAAAAACAACUCAUUUACUCAAAAAACAACCAGAGAGAUGAGAAAAAAUCAAGUAUUUUGUGGAAAAUCACCCAGAAAGUCACACAAAGCAGCACUUAUUUUGUGUUUUUUUUUUUAAACGAUAGUCUUUUCUCGGAGAUAAAAGUGCAUCACUGGUCUGAUGGUUGAACUAUUUUUCCACAGUUUUCCUUCAAAACCCCUCUGUCAAACCAGAACGAUUAGAAAACAGUAUAGUGGCCAAUUUGCAUUCAAACUGUGAGGGGGGAAAAAAAGACCCAGAGAAUCACAAAACAAGCAUUUAUCUUCUUAUUUUUACUAUUUCAUGGCAUAUACUUUGCUCUGAGUGGUAAAAGGGUUAAAAUCACUCUACCCGGUGCAAAAUAGAAAUGUGCAUUUUUUUUUAAUUUUGACUGGUUUAGCCAAAUACAGCCCAUAACUAAAUAUACACCCCCUGUCAAAAGUAUUGAGACACUUUCUCAUUCAAGUAAAUGAGACCCCGUCUCAAUACUUUUGACAAGGGGUGUACAUGCAGGUUAAAAACGCCUCCUUCACUCAACAGCAAACCAGAAAAACGAGCAAACAGCGAGUAUUAUGCACAAUUUGCAUUCAAAUUGUGGAAAAAAACACAUAGAAAGUCACAAAAAACAAGCACUUAUCUUUAUUUUUUUACUCUCGGUGGUGAAAGUGCUUCUCUUUGAACUAUUUUUCCACUCUGUCAUGUGCAAAAUCGAAAUAUGUGUUUAGUAUUUUUGCCAGUCUUGCCAAAUACAGCCCAUAAUGAAAUAUAGAUGCAGGUUAAAAACUUCCACCGACCUUCACUCACCAACAAACCAGAAAGACUACAAAACAACACAUAGUUUGCAUAGUUUGUAUUCAAAUUAUGGGGGAAAAAAACGCCCAGAAAGUCACAAAAAUAAGCACUUAUCUUUAUUUUUUAACUAUCUCCUUUUCUCAGAGGCAAAAGUCCAUCACAGAUCUUAUAUUUUAGCUUUUUUUCAACAGUUUUUAUGUUGUGCGUUCAGGAUUGUUGCCGCCUGUUUUGCCAAAUACAACCCACAACAAAAUACAGAUGCUUUUAUUACAGCGGAGAGGUCAACAAUACUUCCUUUGCUCAGUGACUAAGCAGAAAGAUUAGAAAACUACAGGUAUUUUACACAACUUGCAUUCAAAUUGUGGGAAAAAAGCACCCAGAAUGUCAAAAAAAACUUAUUUUCAUUUUUUUUCAACUAAAUCCUGUUCUCAGUGGCAAAACUGCAUCAAUGAUCUUGUAUUUUAACUAUUUUUUCCUGUAAAAUAUACAUACAUUUUAAUAUUUUUGCUAAAUGCAUGCUUUUAUUGCAGCGGAGAGCUCAAAACACCCUUUUUUCUCACCAACACAGCAGAGAGAUUAGAAAUGAGCAAAUGUUUUGCACAAUUUGCAUUCAAACUGUGGGGAAAAGCACCGAGAACAUAACAAUAACAAGCGUUUAUCUUCUUAUUUUUACUACAUCAAAGCCCAUACUUUGCUCUAAAUGGUAAAAGUGCGUCACUGAUCUAUUAUUUGAACUAUUUUUCCACUCUGUCACCUGUAAAAUCUAAAUAUAUUUUUGUCAGAUACAUGCUUUUAUUGCAGCGGAGACAUCCUUCACUCACUGACAAACCAGAAAAAUUAGAAAACAGUGAGUAUUUUACACAGUUUGAAUGCAAAUUGUAUGGAAAAAAACACCCUGAACGUUCCAAAAACAAGCACUUAUUUUUAUUUUUUUUAACUAAAUCCUGCUGUCUGAGGUAAAAGUGUUAUAUUUGAGCUUUUUUUCCCCCAUUCUGUCACACGCAAAAUCUAAUCAUACAUUUGAUAUUUUUGCCCUUUUUUUCCCCAAAUCCAACCCAUAUGUUUCCUUUGUGGAGCUUCAUCAUCAACAAAACUCUGCCAAAGUUGCCUUUUUCUUUUCUCCAGACCGCCAUUACCUCAUAACUAAAUGAGAAAGAAAGUCGCCCUCUUCUCAAGGGUUUCUACCUUUUUAUAUCUUUAAAAAAAUGCAGUAAGAAUGGAUUGAACUGACAACAAACAGGGCUCACCUUAUUUUUCUACAUCCUCCACGUCGACUGAAACAAUACGGCUCGUGUAAAUACAUGUGGACUCGAUUAAAAAAAAUGUGUAUCUUUGUAAAUUAUAAGAAGAUAGUUUGUGACUAUUUAUGCUAUUUAUGCUAAUAGGCUUUUUUUUUUUACUACUGUUGUCCGAACUUAGUUUGAUUUAAAGCAGAAGUUAAAUAUUAGCUGAUGAAAUGCACCGAAAACAGUAUCACAAGAACCCAGAUGUCAUAAAUCUAAAUUUAUAUUUACAUAUAUCUAUUAAAAGCUAUAUUCUUUAUCAUGGAUUCUCUCAGGGUUCAGUGUGACAAUCAUUGAACGGCUUUUGUAUCUACUUUUGUCUCUUUUUUUAAUCUUUAUACACACAGCUUCCAGCCAGUUUCAAC
Acanthochromis polyacanthus (spiny chromis) is the source of this 4686-nucleotide messenger RNA. It is a transcript of the gene foxi2, whose product is annotated as forkhead box I2. The transcript is spliced from 2 exons. Lineage: Eukaryota; Metazoa; Chordata; Actinopteri; Pomacentridae. The coding region runs from base 414 to 1613 and encodes 399 amino acids. Gene Ontology annotation, biological process: regulation of transcription by RNA polymerase II; anatomical structure morphogenesis; cell differentiation. The record is from RefSeq and is a predicted model, not a curated record. Gene Ontology annotation, molecular function: DNA-binding transcription factor activity, RNA polymerase II-specific; RNA polymerase II cis-regulatory region sequence-specific DNA binding.